Prorocentrum cordatum is the source of this 2377-nucleotide messenger RNA. The record is from the annotation of a GenBank genome assembly. Lineage: Eukaryota; Dinophyceae; Prorocentrales; Prorocentraceae.
AGCCAUUUAGGAACAAGUGUUCGAUUUAGGCAGCGCCCCAGCUGUCCACCAGCUUGCCCCCACUCCGCCCCCUUCCCCGUCGGGCCGCGCAGACCAUGGCGCACCGCGUGCUCGCCAUCCAGGGCCACGUGCUGGCUGGGGACGCCGCCGUGACCGGAGGCGUCUGCGUGCGGGCCGUGAGCGCCACCGAGGACGCCGACUUCGCGGCUCGCUGCAAGGCGAUGUCUUCAUGGAUGAGUCAGGAGCGUUUCAAGCACACUACUCGGCCAUACAAGGUUGAGGAUGUUGUGAAGCUCCAGGGCACCGUGCCGCUGCACUUCACGGGCGCUAAGGUCUCGGAGAAGCUCUACACGAUGCUGCGCGAGCACCAGGCCAAGGGCACCUGCUCCCACACCUUCGGCGCGCUGGACCCAGUUCAGGUGGUGCAGAUGGCCAAGUAUUUAACCACCGUCUACGUCAGUGGCUGGCAGUCCAGCUCCACAGCGUCCACGUCCAACGAGCCCGGCCCAGACGUGGCCGAUUACCCGUACGACACUGUGCCGAACAAGGUCGAUCAGUUGUUCAAGGCGCAGCUGUUCCACGACCGGAAGCAGUACGAGGACCGGCGCCGCAUGUCCCCCGAGGACCGCGCCAAGACGAAGGCGGUGGACUACAUGAACCCGAUCAUCGCCGACGCCGACACCGGCCACGGCGGCCUCACGGCCACUAUGAAGUUGUGCAAGAUGUUCAUAGAGAAUGGUGCAGCGGGCAUCCACAUCGAGGACCAGAAGCCGGGCACCAAGAAGUGCGGGCACAUGGGCGGCAAGGUGCUCGUGUCCACCUGGGAGCACAUCCAGCGCCUGAUCGCCUGCCGCCUGCAGGCCGACGUGCUGAACUCGCCCCUGGUGCUGGUUGCCCGCACCGACGCGGAGGCGGCCACCAUGAUCGAUUCCAACAUCGACCCGAUCGACCACCCGCACAUCAAGGGCGCCACCGUCCCCGGCGUCGAGAGCCUCUACGACGCCAUCAGGAAGGGCACUGACAAAGACUGGGAGCAGCGCGCGGGGGCCAUGACGUUCCCGGACGCUGUGGCGAAGGCCCUCCAGGCCAAGGGCACGGACCCGGGCAAGUGGCUCAAGGACUCCCUGAAGAUGUCCUUGACAGAGAUGAAGGCCGCAGCGGCGAGCCUGGGCGUGAGCGACGUGUUCUUCGACUGGGACUCCGCGCGGUCCGUGGAGGGCUACUACAGGAUCAAGGGCUCCACGGACUUCUGCAUCCAGCGCGCGAUCGCGUUCGCCCCCUAUGCCGACUGCAUCUGGAUGGAGACCGGCAAGCCCAUCCUCGCGCAGGCGCAGCAGUUCGCCACGGAGGUGCGGGGCGCCGUGCCCCACCAGAUGCUCGCCUACAACCUCAGCCCGUCCUUCAACUGGGACACGGCAGGCAUGACGGACGCCCAGAUGGAGUCGUUCAUAUGGGACCUCGCCAAGCUCGGCUUCUGCUGGCAGUUCAUCACCCUGGCAGGCUUCCACUGCGAUGCCCUCAGCAUCGACCUGUUCGCGCGGUCCUACGCCACGAAGGGGGCGGCGGCCUACGUGCAGAUGAUCCAGCGGCAGGAGCGCGAGCAGAAGGUGGAGACCCUGACGCACCAGAAGUGGAGCGGGUCCGAGAUCGUGGACGAGAUGGGCAACAUCAUCUCCGGCGGCACGUCGUCCACGGGCAUCAUGAGCGCCGGCGUCACCGAGAAGCAGUUCUGAGGCGCCGGGCUACCUGCUCCCAGCACCUGCAGGCCCCACCAACCCGGGUUUGGUAAGUGGCCCGACAGAGCGGGCACCAAGAAGACGAGGAGGUUUAGGCCCUUCGCUUGUUGGAGCCGCGUCUGCGCCGACAGGCGCGCCACGUUUUCCGAGGAGCGCAGCCGGCCUCAGCCGCCGCCGUUUGACAGCGGCAGUCAUACUCGAGGUGCAGGCGCGCGGACGAAAAGGGAGAGGUGUCGCUUGAUCUGCCCGCGUGCCCGCCGGGCCACGGUUUCUCAGCCCCACCACCCCAGUUGGGCAUAGGCCCCUCGAAACCCGAAGGGAAGAGCCUAUGUCCCCAUCCAGGGGUGCAAGUCGGCCAGUGGGGCCCAGGCCACGUCAGUGAAGAGAGGGGUCGAUCAAACGUGGCUCAGACGAGGAUCAAUCGCUCCGCUGGUUUCCAGGACGCUCCCGGGGCGGUCUGCGUUUUGGAGCAGCCGGCGCCCCCGCUGCAUCUUCCAGACCCGCCCGCCCAAAGUAUCCUCAGCCGAGUCUGUCCUCAUCCGGCCUGCAUCAAUGACUCGCACUCGUGCUGAGCUGGCUGUCAUUCGGCAGCCGUGCUGAAGGACGAGAUUGCCCAAGGCUGGUUCUCUGCCGAAUCGCAA